AUGUUACUUGGACCUCUGGUAGAGUUUUACGGUGUGACUCAAGGAAAAAUCUGUUGGCUAGGAGAAGAUGAGGACCCCAAGAAAGCUAUCUUCUGGUUUACGGCGGCCAAGGAAUCGUGUCGUCGCCAUGGAUGUUACCUUAUCGGUUUGAUGCACUUUUCAGAUGAUCAAGAUUACUAUGUCGCAAUGCAAUGCUUUGAAAAAGCAGCCAAUGCUGGACACCCGGAUGCCUUGGCGAUGUUGGCAGUUAUUUUUAGGGAUGGAGUCUUGGUGGAUAAGAACUUUAAGAAGGCCUUAAACUACGCAGAACGUUCAUUGGAAAUGAAUCAAUCGGCGGGCAUGUACCUUAUUAUGGGAUGUAUUUACGACUCUGGAGGUUAUGGCAUCAAACAGGACUGUAAACGAGCCUUUAACAUGUAUACGAAAGCAGCGGAGAAAAAAGAUGGGUUGGCGGCUUGCAUACUGGGAGUCUAUUACAUGGUAGGACACAAACACAUAAGACGUGAUGACAGAAAGGCGUUCGAAUGGUUUCAAAAGUCUGCCAAAUACGGAUAUGGUGACGGUCAGUUUUUACUUAGCUUGUAUUAUCUGAGAGGUACCUUUGUCAGACGAGAUGUUGAAUACGCGAAAAGAUUGCAAAGAGAAGCUCUCAUGAAUGGAUCCGAGAUUGCUGCAGAGCACAUCCUAGGUGUGGAUUUAUUAAACAUGUUUAUGGCCAUGCAAUUUUUAUCCUUGGAAUAA
Mucor mucedo is the source of this 741-nucleotide messenger RNA. RefSeq lists its product as uncharacterized. The transcript has 2 exons. Bases 1 to 741 code for a protein of 246 amino acids. Gene Ontology annotation, molecular function: protein binding. NCBI's taxonomy places the organism in Eukaryota, Fungi, Mucoromycota, Mucoromycetes, Mucorales, Mucoraceae. The record is from RefSeq and is a predicted model, not a curated record.